AUGGCCUCUAUCUAUCUCCUAGACCAAACUUCGGACCGGCCUGGCCAGACGAAGCCAGUGUUCGUAAAUGAGAUCAGGGCCGAGGACUAUCUGAUCGAGACACACAAGAUCAGAGUUCGCGACACCAAGAACGCAAUGACCAGUGCAUGCGACGAUGGUUAUACUUUGGACAAUGAUCACUCUGGCUGCGACUUUCGACCUGCGCCCGCCUCUUUACUUUUCUUCAUGUUACUGGACUACCACUGCUACCCCAAACCGUCACUGGGAUGUAGCUUCGAGAGCUGUCUCAUGAUGACAGCCACACCACGCGAAGCGAAGAACAUAUGCUGCGAGCCUGCUGCCUUCGGCGGCCACAGAGUGCCAUCCGACAAGAGUUUCCGACACCUCACCAAGAGACAGUUCUCGGAGCAGGACGAGAACUGGCCCUCUCCUCGGCCCGCCGCUUUCCACCCACCUCCCACCCGCCACCCAUUCGUGUCUGAUUUUGCGAUAAAGAACAAGUACCGUAUAGAGCCACAAAGCGAGUACAAUGGGCGGUGGGUGGAAAGCAGCGGGCCGAGACGCUCGCACUAUGCGUGCGUCCGCCCCAAGAACAAUCUAGUUAAGGUUCUGAGCUACGUUUGUGGGGACCGGCCUGUGCAAGGCGGCCGCGAUGAAGAAUCCAACGACUCUUCUACAAUCCGAGGUGACAGUGAGCCGCCUAACCCCUGGAUCUAUAUACCUGAGGGAGACGAGGACUUGUACGGCGAUGGACAGGACGUGUCUCCACCUCUAGCUCAUGCAGCUCCAGCUCAUGAAGCUUCAGUAGGCGCCAACCAUCAUCAACCAUCAAUGCCUAGCAUCCAAGGGAUGCUCCAAGGCGAUACCGUGUGGCAACAAGGGUUACGAAGAAAUCUUGAGGACCUUGUGUCAAAGCUAUCCUCGUGCCAUAUCGUCCGCAAAACAACAGUGAACUCCAAUGAAUAG
Molecule: messenger RNA, 966 nt
Organism: Fusarium graminearum PH-1
Lineage: Eukaryota; Fungi; Ascomycota; Sordariomycetes; Hypocreales; Nectriaceae
Exons: 5
Coding region: 1-966 (321 amino acids)
Source: RefSeq, a predicted model, not a curated record